AUGUCAUCAGCAAAAGGAAAUGGUCCUUUUCAUGGCCGAACGGUGAUCAUUACCGGUGCCUCGAGGGGAAUCGGGAAAGCGAUUGCGUUGAAACUUGCCCAAGAUGGAGCCAAUAUUGUGAUAGCCGCCAAAACAACAACACCACAUCCAAAGCUGAAGGGGACAAUCCAUACAGCCGCCAAGGAGAUUGAAGAGGCAGGCGGCCGGGCACUCGCUUGCGUUGUCGAUGUUCGUGACGAGAAAUCCGUGCAGGAGUGCGUCCAGAAAACGGUGGAGAAAUUUGGCGGGAUUGAUAUUCUGAUCAACAACGCCUCAGCGAUCUCUCCGACUUUGACGGCGGACACCGACAUGAAACGUUAUGAUCUCAUGCACAACAUCAAUACUCGAGGAACGUUUUUGAUGUCAAAAGAAUGUCUUCCCUAUUUGAUGAAAGGAAAGAAUCCAAAAAUCUUGAACAUUUCUCCACCACUCGAGAUGAAAGAACGAUGGUUUCAGACCCAUGUCGCCUAUACAAUGGCCAAAUACGGGAUGUCGAUGUGCGUGUUGGGAAUGAGUGAAGAGUUUCGGGCACACGGGAUUGCAGUCAAUGCAUUGUGGCCUUUAACCGGAAUCUACACAGCCGCCAUGGAGAUGUUGGCCGGUGGAGAGGAGGCAAAAAUCGGAUGUCGAGAUGCGUCGAUCAUGGCCGAUGCCGCUUACGGGAUUCUUUCAAAGGGUUCCGGUUUCACGGGUCGUUUCCUCAUCGAUGAGGAUUUCUUGCGAGAAGAGGGUGAAACCGAUUUCGAGAAGUACGCUUGUGUGCCAGGCAAAGAAUUGAUUCCCGAUUUCUUCCUUCCCGAAGACUCACUUAACCGCCUUUUCGAGUACAACGAACAAGUCGCUAAGAGCAAGCUC
Molecule: messenger RNA, 894 nt
Organism: Mesorhabditis belari
Lineage: Eukaryota; Metazoa; Nematoda; Chromadorea; Rhabditida; Rhabditidae
Source: the annotation of a GenBank genome assembly